GGACGAAGAGAAAGCGAAGAGGAAGCGCCAUGUUGAAGCCGCCAUUGCCACUGCUAUCCUUUUUGUUCCUGCAGCUGCUGGGGGUGGGGCUGAACCAGAGGCUCUCCACACCCAUUGGGAAUGAAGACGCAACUGGUGGGCAAGCUGAUUUCUUCCCAACUUCUCUGUCCCCUGAGUCCCUCAGUGUUUCUACCCUGCCCCUCCCAGAAGUUCAAUGCUUUGUGUUCAAUGUCGAAUACAUGAAUUGUACUUGGAACAGCAGCUCCGAGCCCCAGCCUACCAACCUGACUCUGCACUAUCGGUAUGAGAAUACUGAUAAUUCUAAAUUCCGGGAGUGUGGCUACUAUAUAUUCUCUGAAAAAAUCACAUCUGGCUGUUGGUUGCCAAAACAAGAGAUCCAGCUCUAUCAAACAUUUGUUGUCCAGCUCCAGGACCCAUGGGAACCCAGGAGGCAGGCCAUGUGGAAGCUAAAACUGCAGAAUCUGGUGAUUCCAUGGGCUCCAGAGAAUCUAACACUUCUCAACCUGAGUGAAUCUCAGCUAGAACUCAGCUGGACGAACAGAUACCUAAACCAUUGUUUGGAGCACCUGGUGCAGUAUCGGAGUGACUGGGAUCACGGCUGGACCGAACAACCAGUGCGCCACAGGCACAGCUUCUCCCUUCCCAGUGUGGAUGGACAGAAAUUCUACACAUUCCGCGUCCGGAGCCGCUUUAACCCCUUGUGUGGAAGUGCUCAGUACUGGAGUGAAUGGAGCCACCCAAUCCACUGGGGGAGAAACACUUCAAAGGAGAAUCCUUCCCUGUUUGCUUUGAAAGCUGUGCUUAUUCCCAUCGGCACCAUGGGACUGAUUUUUGUCCUCAUCUGUGUGUAUUGCUGGCUGGAACGGAUGCCCCCGAUUCCCACCCUGAAAAAUCUAGAGGAUCUGGUUACGGAAUACCACGGGAACUUUUCGGCCUGGAGUGGUGUAUCUAAGGGACUGGCGGAGAGUCUGCAGCCAGACUACAGCGAACGGCUCUGCCACGUCAGUGAGAUCCCCCCAAAAGGGGGCACCCUGGGAGAGGGGCCUGGGGGCUCCCCCUGCAGCCAGCAUAGCCCCUACUGGGCCCCACCAUGUUACAACCUGAAGCCUGAAACAUAACCCUCUCUCCCACCAGAACCCUCAGGGUCCUAUGCUCACUUUGCUCCACUGUGGAUAAUUUUGAAUUUUGUGCCCUGUGUAUCAAUCCCCUUCAUUUAGUCUCCACUACUGAAGAAUUGCCCCUUUGUCCCUUAUGUUUCUUGUCUCUUACAAUGUGGUGACCCUUCCUUUCUGUACCCCCUUCUCCCCCAUCCCUCUUUCUAUCUGCGCUUCAGUUGUUCCUAAACCAAUGCAAAAUAAAGUUUCUUUUGAUAAUU
Ochotona curzoniae (black-lipped pika) is the source of this 1396-nucleotide messenger RNA. RefSeq names its product interleukin 2 receptor subunit gamma (gene IL2RG). Gene Ontology annotation, biological process: cytokine-mediated signaling pathway. Gene Ontology annotation, molecular function: cytokine receptor activity; protein binding. Bases 30 to 1139 code for a protein of 369 amino acids. Lineage: Eukaryota; Metazoa; Chordata; Mammalia; Lagomorpha; Ochotonidae. The record is from RefSeq and is a predicted model, not a curated record. Gene Ontology annotation, cellular component: membrane; external side of plasma membrane. The transcript is spliced from 8 exons.